This is a messenger RNA of Exophiala oligosperma, 2387 nucleotides long. RefSeq lists its product as uncharacterized. The coding region runs from base 455 to 1984 and encodes 509 amino acids. The transcript has 4 exons. The record is from RefSeq and is a predicted model, not a curated record. NCBI's taxonomy places the organism in Eukaryota, Fungi, Ascomycota, Eurotiomycetes, Chaetothyriales, Herpotrichiellaceae. Gene Ontology annotation, molecular function: heme binding; oxidoreductase activity, acting on paired donors, with incorporation or reduction of molecular oxygen; iron ion binding.
CGCGCAAUCGCCUCCCAAGAUCACCAGAUUGGGAGCUGGAGCUACUACCACCACCACCACCUCCUCCUCCUCCUCCUCAAUGGAAACUACCACUCACUAGUCGACCCAAAGUCCCAAAGUAGAGCUACUCGGGACUCCCUAGAACAUCGUCUAGACUGGUUGAAUAUGCUUGUGGUCCACACACCACUGUGUUUCGUUUCACAGACCCAGAACCCAACAACCUCGACGGUGGCAGUUUUCUUUUUUUGUGAUCCCCCCUCUUUCUUCGCAUCACUGUCACACCCCUAGGCACAUACUUUCAAAACGCCCUUGAUAACCACCAGGAAUAGUUACUAGGUACCUUUAACGGUAUCGGCCCCAAGCGACAGCUCGGGAUCGGCGGGCAAAGGUAAAUCUACGAAGAACUGAGCCAUUCAUACCGAUCUAGGUAGGUAUACGGAGUGUGUGUCACACCAUGGUUUUCCCGGCGAUGUCUGUCGCGCACAUGUGCUAUACCGCGCUCUUCACAUGGAUCGCCUACCUUGUCGUCGGCGCCGUCUAUCGACUGUACUUCCACCCUCUCGCCAAGUUCCCCGGACCGAAGCUCGCGGCGUUGACAGGCUGGUACGAAUUCUACCAUGAUAUCAUCCACAAAGGUCAAUUCAUCUGGAAGCUCCAAGAGCUUCACGACAAAUAUGGCCCCAUCAUCCGCAUCUCGCCAGAGGAGCUCCACAUCCGCGACUCUCAUUACUACGAGGAACUCUAUGCACCGGGGUCGAAGAAACGCGACAAGUACGUGGGAUGGGUGGUCAUGGCGGGCGCUCCAGACUCGUCCUUUGCGACGGCUCCGCACAAUCUGCACCGCAUCCGUCGCGCGGCUCUGAACCCGUACUUUUCCAAACGAUCAAUCGGCCAGACCGAGAGCCUGAUCAUGACCAAGGUUCAAGUGCUCUGUCGCCGGUUUGAGGAAGCCUGCAAGUCGGGCCAGGUCAUCCGGCUGGACGCCGCGUACAUGGCCUUGACCAUGGAUGUCAUAACCCACUACUGCUUCGGUGACAGCUACAACUACCUGGAGGAAGAUGACUUCAGGGCCUCGUGGAAGGAGACUGUGAUAGCCGGGUCGGCCAACGGCGCAUUCCUCCGACAAUUCCCUUGGGCGCUACCGAUUUUGAAGAUGGCUCCGCUCCCGCUGGUCCAGAUGAUGAAUCCGCCGGCCGGGCACCUCAUGGCGUGGCAGCGGAUGGUGCGCGCCCAGGUCGACGACAUCAUCGCUCAGAACAAAGAAGGCAAGAAGACCACGGGCACCGUCUUUCAGGCGCUGCUGGAUAGUGACCUGCCGCCUAAAGAGAAGAGCGCCGACCGUCUACAGGACGAGGGUCAGACCCUCGUCGGUGCCGGUUCAGAAACCACCGCAAAGUCACUUGCCGUCAUCACCUUCUAUCUCUAUCAGGACAAGACGAAACUCGAGAAACUUCGGGAGGAAUUGCGCACCGUCAUGCCUACGCCUACAAGUUCCGUGUCGUUGACUACAUUGGAACAGUUGCCAUACUUUACCGCCGUCAUCAACGAAGGCAUCCGUCUCAUGUUUGGUGUGACUACAAGAUUACCUCGCGUAUCACCCACCGAAGUCCUACGGUACAAAGAUUGGGUUAUACCACCUGGAACACCAGUAAGCCAAUCUAACUAUUUCGUCCACAUGGACAGCAACAUAUUUCCGAAUCCCGAAAUCUACGAUCCAGACCGAUGGAUUCGUGCUGCAAAGGAAGGAUUCCGUCUCGAUCGAUACUUUGUUUCAUUUUCAAAGGGUAGUCGUAUGUGUGUUGGUAUCAACCUCGCAUACGCCGAACUAUACUUGACACUAGCACACGUCGUUUCCCGUUUCGACAUUGAAAAUUUUGACACCACGGUCGAGAGAGACAUACAAAUCAGUAGGGACUUGUUCGUCGGUGUACCUAGGGCUGAUUCGAAAGGGAUAAGGGCAAAGAUUGUUGGAGUGAAGAGUUGAGAGAAUGUCAAGCGUAAUACUGCAAGCUAUGUGUCCAUGUUAAUUCCCGGUCACCGACCUACCUACCAACACCACACUCACAGGAGCGAUGACCACUUCACUCCCACCCAUUUCCCUUUUUCCCCUCUGCUGCUAUUUUAGUCGGCAAAUUCGAUGACGAGAAUGCGUAUGUACACACGUACGUACAAUGGUGAAGACCUGUACAAGUCUAAAGUCACAUUUUGGUCGGGAAGGCUUCACCGGCUUUGACACGAUGUGACGUGUCAAAAAAAGAGUCGGUUUACCCUCUACGAGUAGCAACAAGCAAACAAACAAACUAGUAUGCUGUAUAUACCUGAGUUACAUACUCUCUCUGUACACGAUUACCAAAUUGAAUGGACUUGGGGGAAAAGGUCCUCAUCAA